AGCACAAGGUGUCCAUGUUUACYUWUUGCUGUCAUUUUAUCGCGUCUUUUUGCAUCGAUCAUCUAUAAGAUUUCAUCAAAAUGCUUGGGCAGAGCAAAAUAAGCUCAUUCUUUACGACUCCGAACACAAAGAGAUCUGCAAAAGAGGCCGGUGUUGACGAAAAUCCACCUUCAAAGWUAUCUAAACCAGAUUCAUCACCACCGACAACGAGUUCGUCCGAUGGAAAACCAUCUCUUUCGCCUGAGCAAAGGGAAAGAAUCGAGCAGAAGCGAAAAGAGGCGCAAUUGAAACUUCURUCCAAAAAAGGGCCACAGAAUGUUGGGUUAUCGUGGAAGACAGCUCUGUCGGCCGAGUUCGACAAGGAGUACUUUCAAAAGUUGAGUAAAUUUGUAGCCGAUGAAAGAUCAAGAAAGACUGUAUAUCCACCAGAGAAAGAAGUAUUUUCAUGGACGUUACACUUUGAUAUUAAAGAAGUUAAAGUUGUUAUUAUUGGUCAGGAUCCAUACCAUGGACCAAGGCAAGCUCAUGGCCUUUGCUUCAGUGUUCAGCCAGGAGUUGCCAUACCACCAAGCCUGGUGAAUAUUUACAAAGAGCUUGCUAAUGAUAUAGAAGGCUUCAAAUCGCCAGGACAUGGGUAUCUUAUUGGAUGGGCUAAACAGGGAGUUCUUCUUCUCAAUGCAUGCCUUACAGUGGUUGCUUCRCAGGCAAACUCACACAAAGAUAAGGGAUGGGAGAAGUUCACAGAUGCCGUCAUUCGCUGGAUUAAUAGUAAUUUAAAAGGAGUAGUGUUCAUGCUGUGGGGUUCCUAUGCACAAAAGAAAUGCAGCUUUAUUGAUAAGAACAAACACUGUGUUCUCAAGGCAGUSCAUCCAUCUCCUCUGUCWGCACACAGAGGUUUCUUUGGUUGUAAGCAUUUUAGUCAAGCAAAUGAUUACUUGGAAAAACACAAGAAAAAGCCUAUCAGUUGGAGUAACUUYCCUGUUGAUGAGUAGCCCUACACAAGYAAAUAGGAGUUUUUGUUGAAUGAAACCAUUUAAUCYAAUUGCAAGAAUCUUGUUAUGUUAUAGUUACCAGGMUCAUCUUGAAUAGUAGCCAAGAUGUAUCCUUUCCCUUGAUACUUAGAACAUUUAUAUGUGAGAAAACAAUACUUUUUUCAUCAAGCUGCAACUAAAAUUCAAAUAUUAUUAUAUAACAAUGUUCUUGCAAUUCUCUUCAAUGGAUUAAUAUUCCAAAGAACUCUGAUAGUGUCAAGAUAGUGGAAACUGUGGAAACCUGUUGUCAAGCACAUGAAUAAUAUAGCAGAAAGAUUUCCAAAAACUUAACUAUUAAGACUUGAUGACUUGUUUGUAAUUUAAAAUGUUAUAUUAAAGAUGUAUUAUAAUGUUGAUAUUUUAAUAAAAUGGUUAAACAUG
Exaiptasia diaphana is the source of this 1412-nucleotide messenger RNA. Its product is annotated as uracil-DNA glycosylase. The record is from RefSeq and is a predicted model, not a curated record. Gene Ontology annotation, molecular function: uracil DNA N-glycosylase activity. Gene Ontology annotation, cellular component: mitochondrion; nucleus. Bases 81 to 992 code for a protein of 303 amino acids. Gene Ontology annotation, biological process: base-excision repair, AP site formation via deaminated base removal; base-excision repair. The transcript has 8 exons. NCBI's taxonomy places the organism in Eukaryota, Metazoa, Cnidaria, Anthozoa, Actiniaria, Aiptasiidae.